AUGGAGGAGGGUGGCGGCAGCAGCGGAAGGCCGGAGGACGCGGCGCCGCCGUGGAGGCCGAGCGAGGCCACGGCGUUCGGCCGUUUUGCGGCCGCCGCUGCUUCGCCGGAGGCGUCCCCGUCGGCCUCCGCCAAUGGGGUUACUGCCCGCGUCAGCAGCCUUCAUGGGGUCAAGCGGAAACCGUUUGUUGCACGAUUAACAGCAGGCAUCAUUCAGACAUAUCUACAAUGUGAUCCUGAGUUUAAGUACUCAGAGGUUCUAAAUCCAAAACGCUUCCUCACCAGUCCCUCUACCCCAGCCCACAAUGAUGGACUUGACAAUGCAAAUUGGGACCUCAUGUUGUACGUCAACUUGGAGUUGGUUAAUAAGAUGUCAAACAGAAGGUUUAUUGUCAAGGAAAUGCUUGGGCAGGGAACUUUUGGUCAAGUAGUUAAGUGCUGGGACACACAAACUAACGACUAUGUUGCUGUGAAGGUGAUAAAAAACCAGCCUGCAUUUUACCAUCAAGCUAUCAUGGAGGUUUCACUAUUAAGAACGUUAAAUCAGAAAUUUGAUCCUGAUGAUCAGCAUAACAUUGUCCGAAUGCUUGAUUAUCUGUCAUUUCAGAAUCAUUUGUGUAUAGCUUUUGAGAUGCUGGGUCAAAACCUGUAUGAACUGCUCAAAAGGAACCACUUAAGAGGUCUUAAACUGAAAUAUGUUCAAGCCUUCUCAAAACAGAUAUUGGAUGCCAUGGUUGUGAUGAGAGAAGCUGGAAUAAUUCAUUGUGAUCUGAAGCCAGAAAAUAUCCUGUUAGCUCCCAGUAUAUAUCCUGGCAAUGAGGCACCUACUGGUCUUUCUAGUGCAUACAGAAUUUUAAGUGAAGAAGAGGUUGAAGUGAGAGAUUCCAAAAGGCCAAAGAUGGGAAAGUGGUACUUCCCACACCUGAAGCUUGACAAACUCAUAUGUACCUAUCCUUGGAACAAUUCCGAACUGACAGAGACAGAAAAAACAGAUCGUUUGGGAUUAGUUGAUUUCUUGAAGGGACUCCUUGAAUUUGAUCCAAAUAAGCGAUGGUCACCAUUGCAGGCUCUAUAUCAUCCAUUCAUAACAGGCGAAUCAUUCACCAGUCCAUAUGAGCCUGUACCUGAGACUGCAAGAAUUCCUGUUGCUUGUGCUGCAGCAAUUGAUCACAAUCCUGGUGGGGGCCACUGGCUACAUUCAGGUCUUUCCCCACAGGUUGGAAGUGUGAACAGAUACCUACCUGUGAAUAAUGCCUACCCUCCAAAGGUUCCUUUUUCUUAUGGGAGUAGUUAUGGAAGCUAUGGUAGUCAUGGUAGCUAUACCGGUAAUCCUGGUUUUGGUAACAGCUACGGAAGCACUGGUGAUGUUAAUGCUAUCAAUAUGUAUUACUCACCCUUAGGUUCUUCUGGAUUAGCGCAAAUUGGCUCUAGUCCAGAUGUUAGAUUAAGGAUGCGUUUCCCGCAUGAUAGAGGAAUUCGAUUGAGUCCUGGUAGUCUUGGGCCGAUGUCUCUUGGAGCCAGUCCAUCGCAGUUUACGCCACCAAACUACCAGAUGCAAAUCCCAGCUAAUUCUACUGGGAAGCAUGGUUCCGGUUCUCCUGCGAGUGGAGGCAUUCAUGGUUCUCCAUUAGGAAAAGCUGCAGCAGUGGGCCCAUACAACAUGAGGAGGAAUUUGCCAAUGCCGCCACAUGAUUAUGUAUCUCAGCAUGGACAAGGGCGUUUUGGAGAUGGUGUCAGUUUCAGUCAUUCUGAUGCCUAUGCUCGAGGACAUACAGGCCACUCUCAUAAUGCAGCAGGACCUAGUUCUUGUCAUUCUGGUUGGAGACCACAAAUAGGUUCAAGGAGUGGUAUUUCCUUGGAGGCCUCGUCUAGUCAUGUGCCUUCACAGGCUCCGUCACAAUCAUUUGACUUUUCAGCUUCAUCAGAACUUGAUCCUGCUAAUUGGGACCCUAAUUAUAGUGAUGAGUCACUAUUGCAAGAAGACAAUUCACUGUCAGCUGAUCUAAGUAGCAAUCUCCACUUUGGAGAUGCAGGUGGCCAAGGGAGUGGAUCUAUCAGAUCAGCAAAUUUCCAAGGCCAUGUCUUUGCUGCAUCUAACCCUGUACCAACAAACCAAAGAGCAGAUCAAUUAUUUCAUGUGUCCUCUCAAGGAGUGAAUGCCCAUUCUAGUGUUCCCAUCAACUACGGUGGUUACAACCCUCCAAACUAUCCUCAGCAAAAUCUCCGUCCCCGUCAUGGACAGCCUAUUCUUCAUCAGCGAUAUAACCAGGCAACUUCCAGUCCAAUGCGGCCAAUGGGAAGCCAUCACAGUGGGCAGCCUGCAUGGCCUAGUAGUUUUGGCAUGGGCGAUGGAGUGCCCUGGGGUAAUCUAUCCACUCCUUUAUCUUAA
Molecule: messenger RNA, 2388 nt
Organism: Miscanthus lutarioriparius
Lineage: Eukaryota; Viridiplantae; Streptophyta; Magnoliopsida; Poales; Poaceae
Source: the annotation of a GenBank genome assembly